AUUGUAUGCAGUCGACUAGCGUGACUUCAUACGAGCAGUUCGCGGCGGAUUUCCUCCCGCGAUUUUUCCCCCCGAUGAUAAACUUUUUUUAUCUUUGAUUUCAAAGAAACCUUUGAUAAAUAUACAUUCUUUUUUUUUUGCUGUUUAUUUUAACAAACAAGCUAAAAUACUACAGCAAACACGUGGCAAUAAUGCUAUCAUCGACAAAACAAAUACGUGAACAACCGAUACUUUUAAAUUUAUCUCCAUCAAAUACUUUUAAAUCCUGCGAAAUCGUUACAUUCACUCCUACAGAUCUUUGACACAAACGUUAAAUGACUUGUCAUCAGGAGAAAAAAUUUUAAGUCAUUUUUUUUUUGUUGUUUUAUUAGAAACAAUAUUUAUUAAGAGGCCUUGUUACUCUUAGUUAUCGAGUACAAAGUUGUUGAUUAAAAUAAAUUACUAAGGUGAAGGAAACCUUCAGUGCCUGCAGAAAGUUAAAAUAUUACUUGGUUAUUUUUCGUUCAAUUGUAUCAAUUAUUUAUAUGCUUUUCGUGGGCGUAUUAAACGUGUAAUUUCAAGUGCCCAGUAUAAUUGCCAUGAAGACCGUCAUAAAGUUCUCGUGUCUACCAUUGAUUUAACCGGAAAUAUAAUGCUCGAGUGAGAAUUGAAGAAAAGUAAAAAGAAAAAGAAAGCAUUGAAAUUGAGUUAUGCCGGACAAAAAUACCGGAAGUCGAGAUGGGCAACGAGACAAGAAGUUCUUUGUGGACGAAAUAUCAUCGAUUGGUAUGUCACUUCGACCAAGUGGCAGUUCCUCUUCUGGCAUUUCGAGUCUUGCUAGCUGUGGUGAAGUGGGAGCCUUACCGGAGUUGCCACCUCAAGAUGAGGAACGUUUACAACGAGCUGCACGCUUGUUGCAACAACGACUGGUGCUUCGACAGUGGUUGAGUGAUCACGGUCUAAGUGCUUAUUACCAAAAGCUAAUGCAGAUUGAUGUCUUAUCCUUGGAAGAUGUAUACUGGGUUGAAGAUAAUGAGGCUCGUUCCGCUCUUGGGAAAGAUCUUCCCCGGUGGAUUCAAGCUCGACAAACUUUGCCGACGUCAAAAGAUGACCUUGAGGCACUUAAGGCCGAUCUUUGGAGCUCUGUUGUCAAAAACAGCCAACAUCAGGAUGCUUGGACAUGGGGGGGAAUGCUCGUAGUAUCUGUAUCAGUUGCGGGGUUGGUUACCCUUGCAGCUAUGACUCAACCUGCUUUGGCUCCUGAGGCAAAACAUUCACUGCUUCAAUAUGUUACGGGGAAAUAUUUACUUCCAAGUAACUGUCGAGUCCACUUCGAAUGGGAAGAACCUCAGCUAGUCGGAGAAACUAUGACAUUUACUGUUAAAUUUUAUCAACGUAACGGUCAGCCAUAUCCAAUCUGUGACAAAGACAAUCUUAUAGUGGAUGUAUCUGAAGGAACAAGAAGAGUAGCUACCCUGAUAGAUUUAGGUGGAACAGAUCCUUUGGCAGCGAAUACUGCCGUCGUCAAAUUUACAGUUCGUCAUGCUGGACAAUACCGAAUCGCUGUGUUGAUUGGAUCCUGUCAUGUUCACGGCAGCCCAUUUCUCAAGAAUUUUCUUCCUGGACCUCCCGAUCCCAAUAAAACGGUAUUUGUUCGUCAAAGUUCGACUGUCGUAUGCACUGCUGGAAUUGCACAUUCGAUGACAAUAGAACCCAGGGAUGAAUACGAUAAUUUGUGUAUAUUUAGUGCUGAAGACCAUCCUACUGACGGUUACAACGUCAAUAUUACUCAGAUUGGUUGUAUAGAAGAAGGCCAAGUCGUGCUUUGUAAUAUCCAGCUUGAAUACGAUCAACCAAACCAGAGGAUUCGAUUAAAAGUUGGGUUUCCAAAAGGCGGAUGUUAUCAUGCAACAGUCAGUUUAGCUGGAUUACAACUACAUAAUGGGGAUUUUGAUAUUAUUGUUCUCGAAAGCCCAGUGGCAAGAAUGGUUCACAAUAAUGUAGCAUCAAAGGAUCCAGAUAUAUGUUAUGCAGCAAAACUGCUAGGAAUGCAAGGCGAACGAUUUUCAAAGCCGAAAAAAGUAUUCUGCUUCAUUUCACCCAAACAAUUGACGAUAAAAGAAUAUCUUUUAAAAUUUAUUCCAAAGCGUCUUGUUACAUUCAGACUUUGCCCAUCCACUAAAUUUCACUUUGAUAAUUUAAAUAAUGAAUACGAAGGAUACGAUUCUUUUUCUAUAGACGACGGCUGUCAGCCUCCGGUAGAAUUAAUUUCUCAUUACCGAGAUGUAAUUGCUGCGACGUUUACAUUAUUUUUAUUAAAGAAUAUCGGUGGUAGUGAAACGUUUGCUGAUAAGCAGGAUUUUUUUUAUCACGAAGUUAGAAAACAUCAUCAAAAACAUUACCAUGAAAAACUUACGAUAAAAGUGCAACGUGAAAAGCUCCUAGAAUCUUCGAUGAAAGCAACUAAAGGCUUUUCUGUAAGUGACUGGUGCAGAAAUUUUGAAAUUACAUUCCAAGGAGAGCAAGGAGUUGAUUGGGGUGGAGUGAGACGUGAAUGGUUUGAACUUAUUUGCGCGUCGUUAUUUGAUCCAGGGAAUGGAUUAUUUGCAUCAUUCGGAGAAUCUCAGCAAGCCUUAGUACAUCCCAAUAGUAAAAGACCUCCAAACCUGAAGCUUAAACAUUAUGAGUUUGCUGGGAGAAUAGUAGGUAAAUGUCUUUAUGAAUCAGCCUUAGGUGGUUCAUACCGUCAACUCGUUAGAGCGAGAUUUACUCGCUCAUUCCUCGCACAAAUAAUUGGUCUUAGAGUUCAUUAUAAGUAUUUCGAGCAAGAUGACCCGGAUUUAUAUUUGAGCAAAGUUAAAUACAUUUUGGAGAAUGACGUAGAGGAAAUGGAGCUUUACUUUGUUGAAGAGGAAUACGAUAAAGAUGGGCAAUUAAUAAAAGUUGCUGAGCUGAUACCUGGUGGAAGUAAAAUUCGAGUUACAAAUGAUACGAAAUUACGAUAUCUUGAUGCUUUAGCACAGCAUCGACUAGCUAGCUCAAUCAGAAAUGAGGUUGAUUCCUUUUUGCGUGGAUUAAAUGAACUCAUUCCUGAUAAUUUACUUGGAAUAUUUGAUGAAAAUGAAUUGGAGCUCUUGUUGUGUGGAACUGGCGAAUAUAGUGUAGCAGAUCUUCGUGCUCAUCACGUUGUGAAUGGUAGUUCACCUGAGUUCCUUCGUGUUCUUGACUGGUUCUGGACUGCAAUUAGCAACUUUACACAAGAGGAAAUGGCCAGAUUGCUCCAAUUUACUACAGGCUGUUCACAACUACCACCAGGGGGUUUUCAGCAAUUAAGUCCGCGCUUUCAAAUCACCGCGGCACCGACUUUUGCCAACCUUCCUACUGCUCAUACCUGCUUUAACCAGCUUUGUCUACCCGACUAUGAGUGUUAUGAUCACUUCGAACGUGCUCUCUUGCUGGCCAUUAGUGAAGGAACAGAAGGUUUCGGUAUGAUUUAAAAGAAUUUAACUAAUCACUGAAAUAAAACUAAACAUUCUAGUCUAUUGUUGAUUAUCAAGCAGUGCAAACUUGUGAAAUACUUAACUCAAUAGGAUACUAGUCAAAAUAUCAAGAAUGUUAUAAAUAAAAAAAUAAUCUCGUUCAACCUUCUUGAAAUUAGAAAAAAUGGUUCAAUGAUAUUUUACACAUGGGAUGUGCAACUAACUACUCGAGAGAUUAGUAUUGAUAAUUUUCUUCUGAAAAUUGCAAUAUUCACUAGCUUAUUGUGAUUUUUUCUCAUCUGAAACGAGUAUGAAUUUUUUGCUGUUUUUUUAUCGACUCGUUUCACUCAGUCAAUUUUGCAAUAAAUAUAAAGACAAUUUUAAGAUAGAUAGUUGUUAGAAAAAUUGCGUAGUGUAAUUUAAUAACAAAUUAUUAUGUCAUGUUACAGUAUUAUCAAUCAUGAAUAUGAGUGUACUUGAAAUCAGCUUUUGUAUUAUCGAUAUACUAUUUUAUAAAUUUUUUUUAUAAUUUUCGGAUUGUUUAUAAUUUAUUCCAAUAAAUCGUAUUGUGUUAUUUAAGUAUUAUUCUUGUAUCAAUAAUAUUAUUAGUAAUAAUCUAUUUAAUAUGUAUUAGUAAUCCAUUUAAUUAUUUUGAAAUAAUUAACAAUCAUAAUAAAUGAAAAUUGAAAAAACAUUUUUUAUAAUACCACAACACAAUAAAAUUAUCUCUGUGUAAUAGAAUUUGACCAUCAAAGAGCUUUUGUGCACUGUAAUUAUUCAAUAUUCAUAACGUAGACUAUAAUAAAUGAGAGUAAUUUUCAGUUAAUGGAAUUUUCUUUCCUCUUUUAUAUGAUUUUAGACUACUAUUAUGAAGAAAAAUAAUUGAAUGAAAAGAAACUAAAUAAACAACUAGAGAAUAUUACACAUUAUCACUUUAUCCAUAUUUUAAGAAAAUAUCUCAGUUAUAAUGUUUAUAGCUGAUUUCAAUGCUUUCAUUUUCAUGUUAUUCAUGCUUCUGUGAAUGCAUAUAGCAAUAUAAAAAAAUAAUAUUACUGUCUGUAUGACGAAUGGUUGUUGUUCUCAUAUUUUUUUACGUUUUUCUCCAGCGGGCAUUUCGUGCCCUAUAAAAGUGAAAAAUAUAAGUGACGUCAUUAAAAUAGACUAUGAUAGAAUGUUUUGUAGAUUACAAACUUGGAAAAAAAAA
Molecule: messenger RNA, 4662 nt
Organism: Chelonus insularis
Lineage: Eukaryota; Metazoa; Arthropoda; Insecta; Hymenoptera; Braconidae
Product: apoptosis-resistant E3 ubiquitin protein ligase 1
Exons: 15
Coding region: 690-3476 (928 amino acids)
Biological process (GO): protein polyubiquitination; negative regulation of apoptotic process
Cellular component (GO): cytoplasm
Molecular function (GO): ubiquitin protein ligase activity
Source: RefSeq, a predicted model, not a curated record